AUGAAGUGUCAUUAUGAAGUUCUGGAAGUUGCUCGCAGUGCAACAGAUGAGGACAUUAAGAAGUCCUAUCGAAGACUUGCACUGAAGUGGCAUCCUGACAAGAAUCUGGAGAAUCCAGAGGAGUGCAAGACGCAGUUUCAGACCAUCCAACAGGCCUAUGACGUGCUGAGCGAUCCUCAAGAGAGGGCGUGGUACGACAAGCACCGAGAGGCCAUCCUGGCCGAGGGUCUCGACGAAAACCACGAGGAGAAAUAUUUGAACAUCUUUCAUUUUUUCAACACCUCUUGCUUUUCUGGUUUCGGAAAUGACGAUCGAGGCUUCUAUGCGGUGUACAGGGAGGUCUUCAAGACGAUAGCUGCCGAAGAGUGUGAUUUCAUGGAAGGUGCUGAUGAUGGGAGCGAUGUAGAAGUGCCUGAGUUUGGAGAUUCAGACAGCUCUUAUGAGGAGAUUGUACACCCCUUUUAUGCAUAUUGGAUGAGCCAUUGCACCAAGAAGUCAUACGCAUGGCUCGAUAAGUACAACAUCCGAGAAGCUCCCAAUCGCCAAGUUUUAAGGAUCAUGGAGAAAGAGAACAAGAAGAUCCGUGAUAAGGCCAAACGCAAGAGAAACGAGGAAGUGCGGGCCCUCAUCGCGUUCGUCCGGAAGAGAGACCCGAGAGUUCAAGAGUAUCGGACCCGUCUGGAAGAGAAGUGCGCCGCUAAUGCACGGCGUGUGAAGGAGAUGAAGGGAAAGCAAGCCAUGGAAAGGAGGCAAAUGAUGGCAUCUGCCAAAGAGGCUCUCCCCCCUUGGGCCAGUACUGCUGACCUGGAGGAAGGCCUGGAGGAUAUAGAAGCUGCACUCUUGGCUGAAUUUGGUGAGGACUUGUCCCCCAUGGAAGGUGAGGAGAGCCCUGAUGAAAGUAAAGGAGGAGAGGAGGACGGUGAAGAUUCAGACUCCAUUGGGAAUUCAGUCCUUGAUGAAGCCUUAUAUUGCAUUGCUUGUGACAAAAUUUUCCAGUCUUCCAAUGCCCUAAGGAGUCAUGAAAGGUCCAAGAAGCACCUUUUAAAUGUUAGCAUCUUGAAGUCUACAUUGGAGACCGAAGACAUUGCUGCACGCCCAAAUGGGGAGGCCGAGGAUGUUGCUGAGCAGGAUUUGUUAGAUUCUCAGCUGGAUUCUCAAGAGCAAGCACCAAAGUCGAAGAAGAAGAAGUCAAGGCGGAAAAAAGAGAAAUUUGUUCCCCUAGAUGAAGAUGAGACAGUUACAGAAGAGCCAGGCAUCGAAGAAGGUCCAUGCGAUGAGGAGCCUUUGCCCAAACAAGAUCCUGACAAAAUGGCAGACACAGAAGAGGAGAAGCCUGGAAAAAAGCGAACCAAUCGCAAGCAGAAGAGGAAGAAGAAGAAAGAUGAGCAGAACCAGGCAGAAGAACUCACUUGUGUUGUCUGCAGAACAGUUUGCACCACCAGAAAUAAAUUAUUCAAGCACUUGGAGGAGACUGGACAUGCUGUUAGGGUAUCCAGGUGA
Darwinula stevensoni is the source of this 1500-nucleotide messenger RNA. The record is from the annotation of a GenBank genome assembly. Lineage: Eukaryota; Metazoa; Arthropoda; Ostracoda; Podocopida; Darwinulidae.